Marmota monax (woodchuck) is the source of this 6754-nucleotide messenger RNA. RefSeq names its product mannosidase alpha class 2A member 1 (gene Man2a1). The coding region runs from base 777 to 4136 and encodes 1119 amino acids. Gene Ontology annotation, biological process: protein deglycosylation; mannose metabolic process; N-glycan processing. Lineage: Eukaryota; Metazoa; Chordata; Mammalia; Rodentia; Sciuridae. Gene Ontology annotation, cellular component: Golgi membrane. Gene Ontology annotation, molecular function: alpha-mannosidase activity; carbohydrate binding. The transcript has 23 exons. The record is from RefSeq and is a predicted model, not a curated record.
UGCCGCGGGGGCGGGUCCGGUCGUCCCGGAGCUAAGUUGUGUGGCUCGGCUCCUCCCGAUCUAGUUCCUUUUCUCUGGUCUCUUCGGACCUGGCUGUGCGCGGCCGGCCUCGGAGCCGCGGAACCCGCGCGUUUUCUGGGUGAGGAGGACACGCCUGCCCUCGUCGAGAAAACUUUUCCUGCCGGCUCAGUUGGGGCGGUGGUGGCAGGAAGUCCGGACAACGACCUCUCUCCGCCUGCUAGGCGCGCCCUGCCGGGUGUCGGCGCUGAGCUGGAGAUUAAGUUUGUGGGAGCCCCUUCCCCACUGUAGGCGAGUUCCGCCUCGAGGGGAACGCCUGCCCCGGGGAGGGCAGUGGGCCAGGGCGAAGGCCCAGGGCGCUUGGUGGCGCCGGAGACGAGGUGCGGAGGGCUGUCCGGACCCACACCAGUUACCCUAGAGCGCGCAACCUGGGAGCAGGGAGCCUCCGGCGGCCUUUUCUAGAGUCCACAGUCCUCCACCUUCUCCGAGUGAGGACGGUGUCCGGGUCCUGAGUCUAUGAGGAAAAUGAAGUUAAGCCGCCAGUUCACCGUGUUCGGCAGCGCAAUCUUUUGUGUGGUCAUCUUCUCGCUCUACCUGAUGCUGGACAGGGGUCACUUAGACUACCCUAGCAGCCCGCGCCGCGAGGGCUCCUAUCCGCAGAUACCCCUGGAGGGAGAGAAGGAGCCAACUAAGGAGACCGAUAAAUUGUGGCCCAGAUGGAAACUAAGAACAUGUUGUCCUGGGAGUGAGUGAAGAAAAUGUUUCCAGGAAGAAGGAGUGUUUUACUGUGCUGCGUGCUCCUUGAGAUGAUAAGUAAGGCCCAGCUCUCGGUGUUACAAGAAAAAAUAGACCAUUUGGAACGUUUGCUGGCUGAGAAUAAUGAGAUCAUCUCAAAUAUUAGAGACUCGGUCAUCAAUUUGAGUGAGUCUGUGGAUGAUGAUUCGAAAGAUUCUCAAGGCAAUUUCAGCCAAGGUGCUGGCUCACAACUUCAGCAAUCAGAGUUGUACAUUCAGGUUGACCCUAGUGACUGUCUGUCUCUGUCACAAACUGGAAGUCUGCAACCAGAUGUGCAGAUGUUGGAUGUUUACAAUCUAAUUCCUUUUGAUAAUCCAGAUGGUGGAGUUUGGAAGCAAGGGUUUGACAUUAAGUAUGAAGAUCAUGAAUGGGACGAUGAGAGCCUUCAAGUCUUUGUGGUGCCUCAUUCCCAUAAUGACCCAGGUUGGUUGAAGACUUUCAAUGAAUACUUUAGAGAAAAGACUCAUUAUAUUUUUAAUAACAUGGUCAUAAAGCUGAAAGAAGACUCAAGUCGGAAAUUUAUGUGGUCUGAAAUCUCUUACCUUUCAAAAUGGUGGGAUAUUGUAGAUACUCAGAAGAAGGAAGCUGUUAAAAGGUUUCUGCAAACAGGUCAGUUUGAAGUUGUGACAGGUGGCUGGGUUAUGCCUGAUGAAGCUACUUCACAUUAUUUUGCCUUAAUUGACCAGCUAAUUGAAGGACAUCAAUGGCUGGAAAAACAUCUAGGCGUGAAACCUCGUUCUGGUUGGGCCAUUGACCCUUUUGGACAUUCACCAACAAUGGCUUAUCUUCUAAAACGUGCUGGAUUUUCACAUAUGCUUAUCCAGAGAGUUCAUUAUGCAGUUAAAAAACAUUUUGCACAGCAUAAAACACUGGAGUUUUUUUGGAGACAGAAUUGGGAUCUGGGAUCUGCCACAGAUAUUUUUUGCCACAUGAUGCCUUUCUACAGCUAUGACAUCCCUCACACUUGUGGACCUGAUCCUAAAAUAUGCUGCCAGUUUGACUUUAAACGGCUUCCUGGAGGCAGCUAUGAUUGUCCCUGGGGACGCCCCUCAGAAGAAAUAUCUUCUGAAAAUGUCCAGAGAAGGGCUCUUUUGAUUCUAGAUCAGUAUCGAAAGAAGUCAAAACUUUUCCGUACUAAAGUUCUCUUGGCCCCACUUGGAGAUGAUUUUCGCUACACUGACUACUCAGAAUGGGACUUACAAUUCAAGAAUUAUGAGUAUCUUUUUAAAUAUAUGAAUUCUCAACCUCAGUUGGGAGUAAAGAUACAAUUUGGAACUUUAUCAGAUUAUUUUGAUGCUGUGGAUAAAGCAGAUGAAGCUAUGAAAAAGAAAGGCCAAUCAAUGUUCCCUGUUCUAAGUGGAGAUUUUUUCACUUAUGCAGACCGGGAUGAUCAUUAUUGGAGUGGCUAUUUUACAUCCAGACCCUUUUACAAGCGAAUGGAUAGAAUCGUGGAAUCCCAUUUAAGGGCUGCUGAAAUUAUUUACUAUUUCGCCCAGACACAAGCUCAGAAAUUCAAGAUAAAUAAAUUUCUUUUAUCAACAUAUUACACGGCAAUGACAGAAGCCAGAAGGAAUUUGGGACUGUUUCAACAUCAUGAUGCUAUCACAGGAACUGCUAAAGAUUGGGUAGUUGUGGAUUAUGGUACCAGACUCUUUCAUUCAUUACUUGCUUUGGAGAAGAUUAUUGGAGAUUCUGCAUUUCUUCUUAUUUUGAAAAACAAACCCAUGUUCGAGUCUUACUCAUCUGAUCCCCUCCUAGAGAUGAGUUCAAUACAAAAAUCACAAGAUUCUCUGCCACAAAACCAUGUAAUAAAACCAAGUAUACAGGAGCCAAGGUACCUUGUGAUCUAUAAUCCUUUAGAACAGCACCGAGACUCAGUAGUUUCAACCUAUGUGAAUAACCCCAAUGUGCAAGUGCUCACGGACACAGGAAAACUUCUGGAUAUUCAAGUCAGUGCAGUAUGGAUUAAAGAAGAUACUAUUUCACAAGAGGUCUAUAAGAUUUCUUUUAUAGCACAAACACCACCCUUGGGCCUGAAAGUGUAUACACUUUUAGAAACAGGAAAACCAGAUUCAGAUUUGGCUGAAUAUGUUGUCUAUAAUGGUGAAGCAACAAGUGAAAUUUUCAACAUAAAGAGUAUGAUGAGUGACAGCGAACCUAUAAUUAUAGAGAACCCCCACCUUAUUCUUUCAUUUGAUAAAACUGGGCUUAUGGAGACAAUGAUGACAAGGGAAGACAAGCAAAUCCAUGAAAUAAAAGUGCAAUUUACCUGGUAUGGAACCACAAGUAAAAAAGACAAAAGCGGCGCCUACCUCUUCCUGCCUGAUGGUUUUGCCCAGCCUUAUGUUUAUAAAAAAGCACCCUUUGUCAGAGUGGUACAUGGAAAGAUUUAUUCCGAAGUGACUAGCUACUUUGAACAUGUUUCUCAUACAGUUCGACUGUACAACCUACGGGGAAUAGAAGGGCGCUCUGUGGAAAUUUCUAAUAUUGUAAACAUCCGAAAUGUAUAUAACCGUGAGAUUGCAAUGAGAAUUUCUUCUGAAAUAAACAGCCAAAAUAGAUUUUAUACUGACCUAAAUGGCUAUCAGAUUCAACCUAGAAUGACAUUGAGCAAAUUGCCUCUUCAAGCAAAUGUCUACCCAAUGACUACAAUGGCAUAUAUCCAGGAUGCUAAGAAUCGGUUGACACUGCUCUCUGCUCAGUCUUCCGGUGUUUCCAGUUUGAAAAGUGGUGAUAUUGAAGUCAUCAUGGAUCGAAGAUUGAUGCAAGAUGAUAAUCGUGGCCUUGGGCAAGGUGUCACUGAUAACAAGAUCACAGCUAAUUUAUUUCGAAUACUAUUAGAAGAAAGAAGUGGUGUAGAUAUGGAAGAAGAAAAGAAGAGUCCAGUCAGUUUUCCUUCCCUCCUCAGCCACAUAACUUCUUCUUUUCUGAACCAUCCAGUCUUUGUAAUGACAGCAAAAGUAAAGGUCUCCUCCGAACUGCUGAGUGAAUUCAGUCCCUUAGUGUCAUCUUUGCCUUGUGACAUUCAUCUGGUUAAUCUGCGGACAAUACAGGCAAAGGAAGGCAAGGGGUAUUCCAGUGAUGCAGCCUUAAUCCUCCACAGGAAAGGCUUUGGUUGCCAGUUCUCUACCAGUGGCAUGGGGCUGCUUUGUUCUACGACUCAGGGAAAGAUAUCAGUAUAUAAACUUUUUAACACGUUUACUAUUGAAGAUUUUGUUCCUUCAUCAUUAUCCUUGAUGCAUAAACCUCCAGUUGCCCAAAAUAUAAGUGUGAUCUACUUGAGUCCCAUGGAAAUCAGCACAUUCCGAAUCCGGUUGAGGUGAAUGUCCGACUUUCACAUUUGGAGUGGAAAGCAUUGGCUUUUAUAACUUUUUUGGUUUGACGUGCAAUAAGGGAAGCACAUUAUUUUAGUUUCUGGCUACUGUGAGAACAUGAAUUCUGUGAUUUUUUUUUUUUUUUCUUUUUUAAAUCAGAUCUGCAAAGGGGGGAAAAAGCCAUGCUGUCAACCAGGUUUUUCUUUUUCUUUUUUUUUUUUUUUUAUUGUUCCUCCCAUGAGCUGCCACUGUCAGUGUGAAUUGAUGCAACAAAUGAAGAAAUGUUUAAAGAAAACCUCUCAACAGAUUGUAUCUCAGGUUAAAUGCUGACUAAUUAUGUUUGUGUUGGGGGUUGUGAAGAGAUUCUUCAAAGUAUUUGCAUUGCUGGUUCUUCAUUAAUUUUAUAAAAAUGCCAUUUUACCGAAAUGGAAUAAAAAGUUUGUGGAUAAUAGCUAAAGGCCAAAAUGGUUGCAAUCAUUCAUACAAGCUAGAAAAAUGUUGUGUGUUGAAAUAUGUGGAAAAGUGCAAUCCCUCAACCCUUAUGAUAAACAUAGUUGAUAGUCACACCUUUUUCUAAUGAAUCUCUUGAUUCUUCCUUUCCUACCCUUUGUAUUUCCCUAAAUACCUGAUUUGGAAUCAUUCAACAGUAGAAAAAGAGGCAUAUUUUCAUUACUUGACAAUGUGGGAUAGGUGCAAUUUAUUCCAUUGUCACUAAAAUAGAAAAAGCAAUUCCAUAGGUACCAUGAACCUAUUUUAGGUACCACAAGGUGUCUUUUUACACAGCUCAUUUGAAUACAGGUGUUCUGAGAAUGGGGUUUUCUAUUUUUAAAUUACCAUAUCAAAAUAAAUGUGCCUUAUUUUUUUAUAAGUCUUGUUAAAUUUUUUGGUGUCCAUAUUCCUGUCUGGGAAAGGGGGGAGGUAUUGGGAGGCUGGAGGGGGGCCUUUCUAUGACACAUAAAUUGUGUAAUUUUUGCCUGACAAUGCUGGCCACAUUCUGAUCUGUUUCAUUAAAUUUGUGGUGGUGUUACUCUAAACAUUUUGACUAUUUGAAUGUACUGAGAUGUCAGAAAACAAAACAAGGAAGAAAAAUAUUGUUAAUUAAAAUAUGCUGCUGCCAAGGAAACUGCAACUUGAAGCAAGGGUUUUGCAACAUGCAAAAUCCAAAUACUGUUUCCAUUCACAGUAGUUAACCAUACUGAAAAAGAGAAUGCUUUAAAAUAGACCCUGUUUUGAAAUCCACUUAUAUGUAGCUCAUCAUAAUGAAUCUUACUAAAGACUAUGUUUGUUCAGCCAAUUUCAAACUUGUGUGUGCUAACCUCAGCAUAUAGUUCUAAGCCCAUGUGCCAUUACAGUACUUUUAUUAAAAUACAUUGAGGAGCAUUGUUUCCUUAAUGUAAAAAUAAACUGGCACAUUAGCAACAUUUCAAAUUUUUGUUUUCAGCACAGAAAAGACUCUUGAAUAUGUAGUUUUGAAAACUCUCUUUGUGUUAACGUAAUAAACUUAGUAUUAUCUGACUUUAAACUUCCAUUUACCUCUCGUCAUUCCAAAAACCUUUAUCUUAUUAGAACUAUUUCUAUUUCACCAUGUAAUUUACAAAUUACUCUCUGAAUUUUCACUCAAGAUGCAGCUUCUAAGAUACCUGUUGUGUUCAUUCAUAAACUCCUACAAUACCAUAUUGACUAAGAUGUUACAAGAGGGUAAUUUCAUGCAAUAAAUAUGUACUAUAAGUUUUCUUCCUAGUUUGGGGGAGGAACAAACAACUGGAAAACAACAACAAAAACCACUUAGUUUUGUGGACAUCUAUAGACGUCAGGAUUGCCAGAAGCACAUCCCAGGAGAGAUCAGUAUUUUUAUUGCAUCUUUAAUGUAUACCUUCCUAUGGGAGUUCACUGUGUUCUGUGGUUAAGUGGGUGUGCUUUAUCACUCUGGAAUUUCUGAUCAGAUGAAAUAAAAAAUCUGAUGCAAUAACAGUGGCAUUGCCACUUUUGGGUGUUUGAGAUGGAUCUGUCCCAUGUUAGUCGGGGUUUUUAUUCAGUGUGUGUUGCCACCAGCUCUUCACAGGUGAAGCGGAAAUUCUCUCUAACCAGCAAGUUUCUGCUUUUUAAAGUUCUUUUUAGAAUACAUCAUCAGGGAAAUGAGAGGAUGCUUUUGCUUUGGGUUGUGGUCAAGAACUGACUGAAUAAUUUUAGUGUCUCCAGCACACACUUCAAACCAUACACUUCAGUUGUGUUCUUGGUGGAUAUUUGCUUGAUUGGGUUUUUUAACAUUCAUUAUCACAGUUGUUCAGUUGACCAAGUAUUCACUGCUUUCUCCCCACCCUCCCCUUUCUUUGAAAGUUUAAUUUGGGGUUAUAACUGCACUGAUGGAGAACUCAGCAUCUUUCUUUUCUACAAAUACUGAUUAAAACAAAAUGCUGUAAAACAUCAUAAUUCUCUUCCCAUGUCUUUGUUGUACUUGUGCUGAAAUGUUUCCACAUUCCUCUGUCCAGAAGAAAAUGUUUACUUUCAUUUUGAUUAUUUUGUUCACCUUGGAAUCAACAGGUUUUGAUAUUUUCUCUUGGAAGAUUUUAUAUCUUUUUGGGAAUAUGUAAUAUAAGAUCUCUAAUAAAAGAUAAUCUUAUCCUGUG